Vigna umbellata (rice bean) is the source of this 4003-nucleotide messenger RNA. The record is from RefSeq and is a predicted model, not a curated record. Lineage: Eukaryota; Viridiplantae; Streptophyta; Magnoliopsida; Fabales; Fabaceae.
UUGAUGUGAUUCUCCUUUUGUAUUGGGGGCGAACCCUACAGAGCCAUUUGAGAAAGGUGACGGGGACGGAGGAGCAUCUUCCACCCAUUAAAAGGACACUGAAACCCUAAACAGACUCAGUUACCGUUACAGUUACAGUUUCAGUUUCUUCUUCCACAAUGCCAAUGGCCUAUUGCAUAUCCCAUUUCCCCAAGCUUCCGCUCCUCCCUUCUCUGCCACACUCCCCGUCGCGUUCCUCCGCUCUCAUCCCAUCGCCGAAACCACUGCCCCAAAACCACGCCGUUCCCAAAACCCUACGCGCAUGCCCCUCAUCCCGCGUCAAACCAACGCUUCCGGUUCGAUGCUCAAACGUCGCCGUUGCGGAACCCGCCUCCAAAGUCGGGAAGCGAACCGAUAUCAAGAAGAUCCUAAUUCUCGGUGCUGGUCCCAUCGUAAUCGGCCAAGCGUGCGAGUUCGACUACUCCGGGACCCAAGCGUGUAAAGCCUUGCGCGAAGAAGGGUACGAAGUGGUUCUCAUAAACUCCAAUCCUGCCACAAUCAUGACUGAUCCUGAAACCGCCGACCGCACCUACAUCACUCCCAUGACGCCGGAGCUCGUCGAGAGAGUUCUCGAGUCCGAGCGCCCCGACGCGCUCCUCCCCACCAUGGGCGGCCAGACCGCUCUCAACCUUGCCGUGGCCCUCUCGGAGAGCGGCGCGCUCGAGAAAUACGGCGUUGAACUCAUCGGCGCGAAGCUCGAGGCAAUCAAGAAGGCUGAGGAUAGAGAGCUCUUCAAACAGGCCAUGAAGAACAUCGGAAUUAAGACCCCUCCAUCCGGCAUUGGCACCACGCUCGACGAUUGCCUCAGCAUCGCCAACGAAAUCGGAGAGUACCCGCUCAUCGUGCGGCCGGCGUUCACCCUCGGUGGCACCGGCGGCGGAAUCGCGUACAACCGUGAGGAUUUGUUGGAGAUUUGCAAGGCUGGGCUUGCUGCUAGUUUGACCACCCAGGUUUUGAUUGAGAAGUCUUUGCUGGGGUGGAAGGAGUAUGAGCUUGAGGUUAUGAGGGAUUUGGCUGACAACGUUGUUAUCAUUUGUUCCAUUGAGAAUAUUGAUCCAAUGGGGGUUCACACUGGCGAUUCUAUUACGGUUGCUCCGGCACAGACUCUGACGGAUAAGGAGUACCAGCGGCUGAGGGAUUAUUCAAUUGCUAUAAUUAGAGAGAUCGGAGUGGAGUGCGGAGGGUCUAAUGUGCAGUUUGCCGUUAAUCCUGAGGAUGGUGAGGUGAUGGUCAUUGAGAUGAACCCCAGAGUUUCCAGGUCUUCAGCUUUGGCGUCUAAGGCUACUGGGUUUCCCAUUGCAAAAAUGGCGGCGAAGUUGUCUGUGGGGUAUUCUUUGGAUCAAAUUCCUAAUGAUAUUACAAAGAAGACACCUGCCAGUUUUGAGCCAUCUAUUGAUUACGUCGUCACUAAGAUUCCUCGGUUUGCUUUUGAGAAGUUUCCUGGUUCUCAGCCAAUAUUGACGACACAGAUGAAAUCAGUUGGAGAGGCAAUGGCAGUAGGGAGAACCUUCCAAGAGUCAUUUCAAAAAGCAGUACGCUCUCUAGAAUAUGGAUACGCAGGAUGGGGGUGCUCCCAGGUGAAGGAGUUGAACUAUGACUUGGAGCAACUGAAGUAUAGCCUCCGAGUUCCUAACCCAGAGCGCAUCCAUGCCAUCUAUGCUGCAAUGAAACGAGGGAUGCACAUUGAUGAAAUCUUUGAGCUGAGUUACAUUGACAAGUGGUUUCUCACACAGCUCAAGGAGCUGGUUGACGUGGAAAGUUUUUUGCUGUCACACAAUUUGUCUGAUUUGACAAAUGUUGAUUUCUUUGAGGUGAAGAGAAGAGGUUUUAGUGAUAAGCAGAUAGCAUUUGCAACUAAAUCUAGUGAGAAAGAAGUACGCAAUAGGCGAUUGUCUCUGGGAGUUACUCCGGCAUAUAAGCGAGUUGAUACAUGUGCAGCAGAAUUUGAGGCUAAUACUCCUUAUAUGUAUUCUUCUUAUGAUUUUGAAUGUGAGUCGGCUCCCACUACAAGAAAGAAGGUCUUAAUUUUGGGUGGAGGACCAAAUAGAAUUGGGCAAGGGAUUGAGUUUGAUUACUGUUGUUGUCAUGCAUCUUUUGCUCUUCAGGAUGCAGGAUAUGAGACAAUCAUGGUGAACUCAAACCCAGAGACAGUCUCCACAGACUAUGACACUAGUGAUCGUCUAUACUUUGAACCCUUGACUGUUGAAGAUGUUUUGAACAUUAUUGAUUUGGAAAGGCCUGAUGGUAUCAUUGUACAAUUUGGAGGUCAAACACCAUUGAAGUUAUCUCUCCCCUUACAACAAUACCUAGAUGAACAAAAGCCUGCAUGUGCUAGUGGUGUUGGUCAUGUACGUAUUUGGGGAACAUCUCCUGAUUCCAUAGAUAUUGCUGAGGACAGAGAGAGGUUCAAUGUGAUGCUUCAUGAUCUAAAGAUUGAACACCCUAAAGGUGGAAUAGCUAGGAGUGAAACUGAUGCCCUUGCCAUUGCAGCAGACAUUGGAUAUCCAGUUGUUGUUCGCCCUUCUUAUGUUUUAGGUGGCCGAGCAAUGGAGAUUGUGUAUAGUGAUGAUAAACUGGUGACAUACCUUGAAAAUGCUGUUGAGGUGGAUCCAGAACGCCCUGUAUUAAUUGACAAGUAUUUGUCUGAUGCCUGUGAGAUUGAUGUCGAUGCACUGGCUGACUCACAAGGCAAUGUGGUCAUUGGUGGGAUAAUGGAGCACAUUGAACAGGCUGGGAUACAUUCUGGUGACUCUGCCUGCUCUAUUCCAACCAGAACUGUUCCAUCAACUUGCUUGGACACAAUCAGGUCGUGGACAGUAAACCUGGCAAAACAAUUGAAUGUAUGCGGGCUCAUGAAUUGUCAGUAUGCAAUAACUCCAUCAGGGGAUGUAUUUUUGCUUGAGGCCAACCCUCGUGCUUCUCGUACAGUUCCAUUUGUAUCAAAAGCAAUUGGCCAUCCAUUGGCUAAAUAUGCUUCCCUCGUCAUGUCUGGAAAGACUCUCUAUGAUUUACAGUUUACAAAAGAGGUCAUACCUAAAUAUGUGUCAGUCAAGGAAGCAGUUCUUCCUUUCUCAAAGUUCCCAGGCUGUGAUGUGUUUUUAAGUCCCGAGAUGCGAAGUACCGGUGAGGUUAUGGGUAUUGACCCUUCAUAUAAUGUUGCAUUUGCGAAGGCUCAAAUUGCUGCUGGCCAGAAGCUACCACUUUCUGGUACUGUGUUCCUUAGCUUAAACGACUUAACAAAACCGCAUCUUCAGAAGAUAGCAAAGGCUUUCGUUGAGAAUGGUUUUAGGAUUGUUGCUACCAGUGGAACCGCUCAUGUUCUUAAAUUAGCUAAUAUCCCUGCGGAGCCAGUGCUGAAGUUGCACGAAGGGAGGCCUCAUGCUGGUGACAUGAUAGCCAAUGGAGACAUUCAACUGAUGGUGGUAACCAGCUCAGACGACGCACUUGAUCGUAUAGAUGGUCUGGCCCUGAGAAGGAUGGCUUUGGAUUACAAGGUUCCUAUAGUGACAACAGUUAAUGGAGCCCUGGCAACCGCUGAAGCAAUACAGAGCUUGAAGGCCAACUCCAUCAAAAUGAUCGCACUUCAGGACUUCAUUGACGGUGAAUUUAAAGACUGAGCAAGUUUUUGCGGACAGCGUCUUCUCUCUCGCAAAUGGUUAGGCGAUAGACACCAGUAAGCACCUUUGUUUUAACUCUGUAUUUAGUACUACUAAUUUCUGUGCCUACGCAAGCUCAACUAUUUCCUCUGUUUUCUAAGAUAAUAAAUUAAACAGUAUUCGGGAUGUGGCGUCGUUUUAGACUGCUCUCCCUCACCAAAGCAUAUAUAUCCAUAUCGUUAAUUGGUUUUGUAUAUUGACUCCGUAAACUUGGGCUAUUGCAGCUUCACGUUAGACUGUACAACUUGCUAGAUUUGGAAGUGCGGAAGAAUUGCUGUGGGAUGCUUUCAUUUGUAGGGUGAAAGUGU